Messenger RNA from Bactrocera latifrons, 2110 nucleotides. It is a transcript of the gene phr6-4, whose product is annotated as cryptochrome-2. Gene Ontology annotation, molecular function: DNA binding; FAD binding. The transcript has 4 exons. Gene Ontology annotation, biological process: circadian regulation of gene expression; entrainment of circadian clock by photoperiod. The coding region runs from base 148 to 1737 and encodes 529 amino acids. Gene Ontology annotation, cellular component: nucleus; cytoplasm. The record is from RefSeq and is a predicted model, not a curated record. NCBI's taxonomy places the organism in Eukaryota, Metazoa, Arthropoda, Insecta, Diptera, Tephritidae.
AGUGCUGCCAAAUUUCAAGUGUAGUUCCAAUUGGAAUUCGAAUGCAAUUUCCAAAAACAGCUGUUAUAUGUUCCACUAUUUGACGGAGUCAAGUGCAUUUUUCUCGCGUAAAAUUCUUAAAUUUGAAUUUAAUUUCGGGAAUGAGCCAUGGAGUCGAAAACUACGUUGGUGCAUUGGUUUCGCAAAGGACUACGUGUACAUGAUAACCCAGCAUUGGCUCUUGUUUUCUCCAAAGCAGUAAAUCAACCCACAAAAUAUUGUGUGCGACCGAUUUUUAUACUCGAUACUGCGUUGUUAGAAUGGUUGCGCGUUGGCGCGAACCGUUGGCGUUUUCUGCAACAAACACUAGCAGACUUGGACACAAAUUUACGGAAACUAAAUACGCAAUUAUAUGUGGUGCGCGGUACACCAGCUACGGUUUUUCAACGCAUCUUUAAGGAGUGGCGUGUGAGUUUACUAACCUUUGAAAGUGAUAUUGAGCCGUAUGCAUUGAAGCGUGAUGCAGAGAUUCAACGUUUGGCUAAGGCAGCUAGAGUAAAAGUGGAUGCAUUUUCCUCGCAUACCAUAUAUAAUCCAGAUUUAGUAAUACAAAGAAAUGGUGGCAAUGCGCCACUAACAUAUCAGAAAUUUUUAAGCGUUAUCGAAAAAUUAAUUGUGCCAUUGCCGGUGGCAAACCCCGAGAUAUUGCCAGAUGAACAAAAGCCACCAAAGGAUACAAUGGAGAAAGAAAACACUAAUUGUUAUGCAUAUCCAACAUUAGAUGAACUUGUGAAGCGGCCCGAGGAGUUAGGAGAAAAUAAAUUUGUUGGCGGCGAGACUGAAGGUUUACGCCGUUUGGAUGCUUCACUGAGCAACGAAUCGUGGGUUGCUGCUUUUGAAAAACCAAAUACUGCACCGAAUUCGCUUGAACCCAGCACUACUGUGCUCAGUCCAUACCUGAAGUUUGGUUGCCUCAGCGCACGCUUGUUUCAUCAGCGUGUAAUGUCGAUACUUAAGCGUCAAACCAAGCAUUCCAAACCACCCGUAUCAUUGAUAGGACAACUGCUCUGGCGUGAAUUUUACUACACAGCCGCUGCGUCAGAGCCAAAUUUCGAUCGUAUGUUGGGUAAUAAAUUCUGUAUACAAAUACCAUGGGAAACCAAUGAAGUACAUUUAUCAGCUUGGACUAAUGGCCGUACGGGUUAUCCAUUUAUAGACGCCAUAAUGCGUCAAUUGCGUCAGGAGGGUUGGAUACAUCAUUUGGCGCGUCACGCUGUUGCAUGCUUUCUAACACGUGGUGAUUUAUGGAUCUCUUGGGAGGAGGGCCAAAAAGUAUUCGAAGAAUUACUACUCGAUCAGGAUUGGGCAUUGAAUGCCGGCAAUUGGAUGUGGCUCUCAGCCUCAGCAUUCUUUUAUCAAUACUUUCGUGUCUACAGUCCGGUUGCUUUCGGCAAGAAAACCGAUCCAACUGGCGCUUACAUAAGAAAAUAUGUACCUGAACUUGCCAAGUACCCAGCAGGUUGUAUUUAUGAACCUUGGAAGGCACAUUUGAGCGCCCAACGCGAAUAUGGCUGUGUGCUGGGCGAAGAUUAUCCACAUCGUAUAGUUAUUCACGAAACUGUGCACAAGGAGAAUAUAAAACGCAUGACAGCGGCUUACAAAAUAAACCGUGAAGUGAAAGAGGGCAAAAGUCCAACUGACGAAAGUGGAAAGGACAAACGUAAAAAGAAUAGACUGUUGUUUCGGAACAUGAAGUGAAGUGUUUUUAAAAAGUGUUAAAGUGGUUAAAAUUUAAAAUUUGUCAAAUAUUACGUAAUGAAACUCGAAAUAAGCUGACUCAUAUGGUGAUCUGUCCUCAUAUAAUGGAGAAAAAACGGGGAAUCCGUAUUAACGUUAAGUCGCACAGACGAAGUGCUUUCGUCUAAAAAACGGCAAAAGCAACCAAUUUGCUGAAAGUGCGUCUUAAGCAGAGAGCGAAGGUAAACAUUGAAGAGAUAAGUAGAAAAAGAACAAAACUGAGAGGUGUGAAAAGUUAAGUAAGUCAAAGUUGCAAAGUAAACGGAAAACUAUUUGAAAAAAAGUUAAGUAAUAAGUUUAUAAUAAAUAAAAAUUAAAAAAUUACAAUAAUUAA